AUGCUCAUCAAAUUCGAUCGUUCCAACAGCAAAAGAUCGAUCGAAGCAAGCAUGCAUGUCUCAUCCCGGACCCAGAGCAUCUGUAUAUAUACAUGCCACAUCUGGUGGGAGUGUUACCCAUCCAUUCAUGUGCAAGCUCUGAAGCCCUUCACACACUAGUGACAGUGACCGAGAGACAGCAUGGCAACAAUGGCGCCCUCACAUGCUCUGCUGCCAGUGCUCCUUCUCCUGCCCCUGCUACUCCUCUCCGUCGUCUGUACUGCAGGUGCAGCAACAGCAUCAACGGUGCCGACGAUACCAGCGCAGCCCGGCAAGCCGAACUCGAACAACAAGCAGAAACAGGGGGGCGCGCCAGCGGGGCCGGCGGUGCGCGCGCUGGUGCAGUCCACCUGCAACGCCACCACCUACUACGACCUCUGCGUGGCCGCGCUCGUCGCGGACCCCGCCAGUUCCACCGCCGACCUCCGCGGCCUCUGCGCCAUCGCCGUCUCCGCGGCAGCCGCCAACGCCUCCGCCACCGCGUCCGCGCUCGCCAACACCACCUGGGCCGCCUCGGGCACCUCGGAGCGGGUUAACGACGGGCGGGCGCAGCAAGUGCCGGCGCUCCUGACGAAGACCUGCGCCGGCAAGUACGGCGAGGCGCGGGAGGCGCUGCUGGAGGCGCGGGAGUCGGUGGGCGAGGAGGCGUACGACUACGCGUUCGUGCACGUGGGCGCCGCCGCCGAGUACCCCGCGGUGUGCCGGACGAUGUUCCGGAGGAAGCGGGUGCCGUACCCCGUGGAGCUGGCCAGGCGGGAGGAGGCGCUGGAGCACCUCUGCACCGUCGUCAUCGACAUCAUCACGCUCCUCGCCUAGCCUGCCAUAGCCCCACUGAUCCCGCCUGAAAGUAUUCUGUUUAUCGGUGCGAUUCAUGUAUGGCAUGGCACGCAUCAUAAUUUUAAAUUUCCCGUUAGAUGAAUAAUCGCAUGCAGAUUACUCCUGUAGUAACUACUCCACUGUAGUAUCAUUAUCGAGCGUAAAACGGAGUGUACUGGCACUACUCCUACUGUAACUUUGAAAGUGCAUGUUGGCACACAGAAUUUGAGUUCAGGGUUUCCCGCAAAAAAAAUGAAAAGAUGAAUCCAAGACUGAGAUGUCCAGACAAGGCGGGCAACGGCCAUUAGUGAAAAGGUUGAUCACGUA
Messenger RNA from Hordeum vulgare subsp. vulgare (domesticated barley), 1182 nucleotides. Its product is annotated as pectinesterase inhibitor 28-like. Lineage: Eukaryota; Viridiplantae; Streptophyta; Magnoliopsida; Poales; Poaceae. Gene Ontology annotation, molecular function: enzyme inhibitor activity. The transcript has a single exon. The record is from RefSeq and is a predicted model, not a curated record. Bases 181 to 855 code for a protein of 224 amino acids.